Vigna angularis (adzuki bean) is the source of this 978-nucleotide messenger RNA. RefSeq names its product F-box protein At2g32560. Lineage: Eukaryota; Viridiplantae; Streptophyta; Magnoliopsida; Fabales; Fabaceae. The record is from RefSeq and is a predicted model, not a curated record. Gene Ontology annotation, molecular function: protein binding. The transcript is spliced from 5 exons. The coding region runs from base 1 to 978 and encodes 325 amino acids.
AUGAAUGUCAUUGGACCCAGAGGCAGUAUUUCUCUCUUGAAUCUUCCAGAACCCAUUUUGGAACGCAUUCUAAAGCUUCUUUCACCACAAGAACUGGUUGGAAUGUCUGAAGUGUGUACUUGUUUAAGGGAUAAUUGUCGAAGUGAUUCUUUGUGGGAAGUCCACAUAAAGCAGAAAUGGGGUGGAGUCAUUGGUGAUGUCGCUUUCAAGGAGUGGCAAUGGCAUAUCACAGCAGUUAAGGAGAAAGAACUUAACCAAUUGAAUAAAGAAAUCAAUCAGAAGGGAUCAUUGGGACCUUUCAAUGGUACUUGGCCAAUGUUAUAUCUCAGAUCAUAUCUAGAAGAUUGUAGCCAUCUUAAUAGCUCAUUGUCAAAUAGCUUGAUGGCCUUGUAUUUCUCUCUAGAGAAUGGCAAGUUCUGGUUCCCAGCUCAAGUCUUUAUGGGAGUCUUUGUUCGUGAUGCCUUACUUAGAUAUGAUUCCAAAACUGAUAACUUUCAAGCAAGACUACAAUCUGGUGGUUGGCACAUAAUGGCCAACAACGUCCAAUGGGAUAAAGUGAGAGCUCCUCCAAUUGAUACGCUUCCAUAUGUCAGAUACGUCUCUGAUUGUUUGUCAGAGCUGAAACCAGGUGAUCAUAUUGAGAUCCAACGGAGAUACAGAAGAGAAACUUCUUAUGAUUGGUGCUAUGCUGUUAUUGGUCACAUAGAAUCCUGUAAUGAAAAUGAGAACUUGUGCAACUGUCGCCAUUCGGAUACAUUGAUGUUGGAGUUCAAGCAAUACUCUGAAGGAUCAAGAAUGAGACGAGUAAAGCUACAGAGAAAUGGGGAAGAAUAUGAAGAACCUAGUGGAUGCUAUGGAGGAAUUAGAAAGCUUCGGAGCGAGGAGGAGAUCCAAAGAUGGGAGAAACAUGUCCCACUUCGUCGAACUACUGUUUCUAUACCUUUGCAAGUUGGCUUUUAUAAUAACGUCUUGGAUUAA